GGGGUGGAAAAUGGGGCAGAAAACCCCAAUUUGGGGUGGAAACGGGUGGAAAUGGGGCAGAAAACCCCAAUUUGGGGUGGAAAUGGGGCGGAAAACCCCAAUUUGGAGUGGAAACGGGGUGGAAAUGGGGCAGAAAACCCCAAUUUGGGGUGGGAAACAGGGUGGAAGAUCCCAUUUUGGGGUGGAAAUGGGGCAGAAAUGGGGCGGAAAACCCGAAAUUGGGGUAGAAAUCGGGUGGAAAACCCCAAUUUGGGUGGGAAACGGGGCUGAAAACCCCAAUUUGGGGUGGAAAUGGGGUGGAAAGGGGGUGGAAAUCCCCAAUUUGGGGGUGGAAAUGGGCCAGGAGAAGCUGGUUUGGGGUGGAAAUGAGGCGGAAAACCCCAAUUUGGGGUGGAAACGGGGUGGAAAUGGGGCGGAAGACCCCAAUUUGGAGUGGAAAUGGGGUGGAAGACCCCAAUUUGGGGUGGAAACAGGGCGGAAAAACCCCGAUUUGGAGUGGAAACGGGGUGGGAAAUGGGGUGGAAGACCCCAAUUUGGGGUGGAAAUGGGGUGGAAAAGGGGUGGAAAACCCCAAUUUGGGGUGGAAAUGGGGCAGGAGGAGCUGGUUUGGGGUGGAAAUGGGGCGGAAAUGGGGCGGAAAACCCCAAUUUGGGGUGGAAACGGGGUGGAAGACCCCAAUUUGGGGUGGAAACGGGGUGAAAACCCCAAUUUGGGGUGGAAAUGGGGUGAAAAUGGGGCGGAAAAACCCCAAUUUGGGGUGGGAAAUGGGGUGGAAGACCCCAAUUUGGGGUGGAAAUGGGGUGGAAGACCUCAAUUUGGGGUGGAAAUGGGGAGGAAACGGGGCAGAAAAACCCCAAUUUGGGGUGGAAAUGGGGUGGAAGACCCAAUUUGGGGUGGAAACAGGGUGGAAAUGGGGCAGAAAACCCCAAUUUGGGGUGGGAAACGGAGUGGAAAUGGGGCGAAAAACCCCAAUUUGGGGUGGAAAUGGGGUGGAAAAUGGGGCGGGAAAACCCCAAUUUGGGGUGGAAAUGGGGUGGAAGAUCCCAAUUUGGGGUGGGAAACGGGGUGGAAAACCCCAAUUUGGGGUGGAAAUGGGGUGGAAAGGGGGUGGAAAUCCCCAAUUUGGGGUGGAAAUGGGGGCGGGAAAACCCCAAUUUGGGGUGGAAAUGGGGUGGAAAGGGGGUGGAAAACACCAAUAUGGGGUGGAAAUGGGGUGGAAAACCCCAAUUUGGGGUGGAAAUGGGUGGAAAACCCCAAUUUGGGGUGGAAAUGGGGCGGAAAUGGGGCAGAAGACCCCAAUUUGGAGUGGAAACAGGGGUGGAAACGGGGCAGAAAACUCCAAUUUGGGGUGGAAAUGUGGUGGAAGACCCCAAGUUGGAGUGGAAAUGGGGCAGGAGGAGCUGGUUUGGGGCUGAAAAAGGGCGAGAAGCGUCGUCACAGGGCGAGAAACGGGACGAGAAACGGGACGAGAAAUGGGAUGUGGGUCCCCAUUUUGGGGUGAAAAGCGGCGUAAAAAGGGCGCUGGGGGACGGAAGUGGAUGAGGAGGACUUUGGGGCGCAAGGAAUGGGGGCAAAGGGGUUUUUUGGGGGUAAAACCAGGUGGUUUCCCAGCCUGGAGGGCCGGGAUCGGCCUGCGCUCCUCCUUCGCAGCCGGCGGUCAAUGAGUAACUCCUGACUCAGGGCUUUGGGGCCGAAAGCGAAAGCGGCGGCGCUGCAGGAAGCUGGGCCCCCGUCGGCCGCCCGACCUCAGCCCCCCGCCGGCCCUGAGCUGCCCCACGGCCAUGGGGACGCUGGCGUCGUGGUGAGCCCCUCUGCCGAGCGCCCAUCCCCG
Molecule: messenger RNA, 1831 nt
Organism: Lagopus muta (rock ptarmigan)
Lineage: Eukaryota; Metazoa; Chordata; Aves; Galliformes; Phasianidae
Exons: 2
Coding region: 366-1415 (349 amino acids)
Source: RefSeq, a predicted model, not a curated record